AUGGACUGCACCUCCCCUCUCCGCCCUGCCCUUCAGCGUCGGCUGCAGCCGGCUCCCUGGAAGGAUUCCUGCAGUGUGAGCUCCCAGCACAGCGAGCACAGCCCGAGCCCACAUGGCUGGGGACCCCAGCACGGCCGCCUGGAGCCACUGCAGUGCCAGGACCUGCUGGUCCAGAAUGCACUCUUCACUGGAGACCUGGACAUGGUGCGGAAGUACUUCACCAAGAGCUCAGCCAUCAAUCUCAUCAUCGAGACCAGGGGUGAUGUGCUGCGCUGGACUAGCAGCAAACGUGGACUGUGGUCGCUGAGCUACGAGCAGGAGCUGACCACGCCGCUGCACAUCACGGCGGGCCGCGGCUACACGGAGUGCCUGCGGCUGCUGCUGCUGCGCGGCGCCGCCGUGGACCUGGCCCCGGGGGGCAGGACGGCCCUGCAUGAGGCCUGCGCGGCCGCCAGCGCCGCCUGCGCGCGGCUGCUGCUCUGCGCCGGGGCCGACCCCGAGGCCGUCUCCGAGCAGGGCUACCGGCCCCUGCACCUCUGCAAGAGCUCCGACUCCAUCGGGUGUGUGCAGCAGCUGCUGCAGCACGGUGCCAGUGUGAACAGCCAGACGGAGGAGGAGCAGGACACAGCGCUGCAUGUGGCAUCGCGGCACGGCCUGGCAGAGCACGUCCAGCUGCUUCUGCGCCACGGGGCUCGACUGGACGUGAGGAACAAGGAGGGGCAAACACCGCUGAAUGCUGCCUGUGCCCAGCAGCACCAACCCCAGGACAUGGACCGCUACUACCGGGUGUGCCAGCUGCUGGUGGAGAGCGGUGCCAGCGUCAACGCCGAGGACCGGGACCGGCAGCACCCGCUGCACCUGGCCUGCAAGAAUGCCAACGCUCAAAUCGCGGAGUUACUGCUGGCCCGGGGUGCCAAUGUCAAUGUCAUGAACUACGGCGGCAACACGGCCCUGCACAAUAUCCUGCAGGUGGCUGCCUACAAGCGCGAGCACCGCCCGGAGCUCGUGGUGCGAGCGCUGCUGAACCACGGCGCCGUGCGCGUCUGGCCGGGCUCCCUCCUCAAGGUGCUGCGGUGCUGCCACAGCUGCCCGCGUGUCAUCGAGGCCCUGGUGAACAGCUACAGCCACGUGCGCGUCUCCGAGGACUGGCUGGCAGCAGUUCCAGCAGAAGUGGUACAGAAAUACCCAUGUUUCUACCAGUCCCUUUUCUCCCUGGGGCACAGACCUCGGUCCCUGCAGCACCUGGCUCGCUGCGCACUCAGGAGCCUCCUGGAGGGCCGGCUGCUGCUGGUCCUGUCCCAGCUGCAUCUGCCCAGUGCCCUGCACCAGUUCCUGCUGCUCGGCUUCGAGGACGUUCUCUACUAG
This is a messenger RNA of Camarhynchus parvulus, 1365 nucleotides long. It is a transcript of the gene ASB10, whose product is annotated as ankyrin repeat and SOCS box containing 10. Gene Ontology annotation, molecular function: protein binding. Gene Ontology annotation, biological process: intracellular signal transduction. The transcript has 5 exons. The record is from RefSeq and is a predicted model, not a curated record. The coding region runs from base 1 to 1365 and encodes 454 amino acids. Lineage: Eukaryota; Metazoa; Chordata; Aves; Passeriformes; Thraupidae.